Messenger RNA from Drosophila subobscura, 1747 nucleotides. RefSeq lists its product as uncharacterized. NCBI's taxonomy places the organism in Eukaryota, Metazoa, Arthropoda, Insecta, Diptera, Drosophilidae. Bases 197 to 1024 code for a protein of 275 amino acids. The transcript has 2 exons. The record is from RefSeq and is a predicted model, not a curated record.
AAAAAUAGUAUGUCCCGCUCCAAGCUCGGAUUCACAGAUAGCUCUGUUUACCUCUAUGAAAAUCACUUGACCUAUCGCAACGUCGCUAAUAAUUGAGAUCCCUCGUGGAGAUUACAUUCAAAUUUUAGACUUAAAUCAUCAGUUUUUUUAUUGAAAUCUCCUGGAUCUGAACGCCCUACCCCGUGUGCAGGACAGCAUGUUGAGGCACUACCCGACUGCCACUCCAAUACAUUUCCGCAUUCAGCUGCUGUCGGACAAGAAGGUCGUCAUGGUCGAAGCAGCAGGCUACGAAACGGAGAUCUUCUUGCCCCAGUUAUUGGAUGGUCGUAUUAACCUGAAAAACAUCAUUCGCAGUCGUCAGCCCAGACAACAUCAAGAUCAACAUCAGCUUCAGAAUUUUGAUAGCUUCGCCGAUUCCCGGUCAAUCCAAAGCAAGGUCAGACAGCGUCCGGGGCAAUCCAAGCUGACAACUGCAACAGCAGGUCUGGCUCCUCCCACAUUCAAUGGAGUUGUAUUUGCUGCAGGAGGUUCAAAUGUGGGAAAUGGUCCACAAUUCGCCAUGAAGCUGAUCUCCAAUGGUAGCGUGGUGCUCGUGGAGUCCAAUGGGUACGAGUCCGAGAUAUUCCUGCCCCAUAUAUCUUGCGCCUACGUUUCCAUGAAACGCGUUACAGCCAGCCAACUUGUCCAAUGCUCACGCUUGACGUCCAGACAGCCAACCCGUCCAGAGAAAAUUAAUCCGAAUCCCACGUCUGCGAUGGGCCACCCCAGGUCCAAUCGUGUUAAUUUGCCCAGUGCCACUCGGCGGUGCGGCAUCGGAGAAUCAAAAAAGGAGAGCGCGCUAACACUUACGGCAAAAGAUGGCGGGGAGGCUUUUGUGUCUAUCAGGGGAAAACGUCGCAAGACUCAUCAUCAGGAUACGUCAAAAGCAAGGGCCAAGCAAGCUGGAGCUGGCGAUCAGCCGGUCAAAGUGAAGGCAAGUGAGCAACUGCCACUCCAGGAGGACUCACCCAGGCAUAUAACAUAAAAAUAUUAUAAAUUUUAUUCUUACGCCAUUGCCACGAAAUCGAAAUCAUGUAUUACAAAACCCACUCACCAUCCAAAUUCUCUAUGAAGCUCAUGAUUGGCCGGAGCGCUGUCUUGGUUGAGUAUCCGCGCAUGGAGUCGCAGCUGUUUAUGCCCGUUUAUGCUCAACCACCACGUGAUCUUCAAGAACGUUGUGUUCGACUUCAAUGAUCCCCUCGAAGAAAAUAGGCGGCCCAACAAAGUUCAUGCCUAAUCAUGUGGUUGGCCAGCACCUGAAGUCCAAGGUCCAUAGCUACAGCUACUUUAAAAGCGAACUGUCAUCACACAUCCAAGGCAAAAAAAGGCAAACAUUAAGUUCACUUUGAGGAGUCUACCCUUCCAAAGAGGGAGACUUUCAGGACAGUUUCUGCUGAAGAUGCUGAAGAAGCAGGGUAUUACACGCACGCCCCUACCUUUCGAUUUAAAUUGCAGACCCUUAUACCGGGACAAAUGUGGACAGAGGACAGAGGUGAAUACGGAAGUCAUGGAUCAGACAGAAGUUCGUCCAUGUUCACUGUGCAGGACCCCAACCCUCUGCAUAAGAUGCAUACACUUCACAGUGAUCAGUCAAACAGGAGUUUGGGCACUAUUAAUUACUGGGAAGUAAAUGCAUCUGCAGAGGACUCGUUCCUCAAUUAAAGUUGUUUAUAUGUGAAUAAAAAUUAAAAUUAUCCGAUUCACAAAA